This is a messenger RNA of Podospora pseudocomata, 312 nucleotides long. RefSeq lists its product as uncharacterized. Bases 1 to 312 code for a protein of 103 amino acids. The transcript is spliced from 2 exons. The record is from RefSeq and is a predicted model, not a curated record. NCBI's taxonomy places the organism in Eukaryota, Fungi, Ascomycota, Sordariomycetes, Sordariales, Podosporaceae.
AUGCUUGAUCAACGCCACCCUGUCACCCCCACCAAUUACCUCUUAACACCAGCUAUCCACGGAUGCUUCAAAAUAUCAUCAGCAGUGAUUCGCCUCUUUAGGUCCAAAUCCAAAAACUGCGACGCCUCAGCAGGCACCCAACCAGGCAACUCCAGCACCUUCAUCUCAGACGAGAUGCACCUCACAAUCCGCUUCGUCUCCAAGUACUUCGCCCCCCUCGGCGCGUACGAGCGCAACGUCCACAUCCCGUCAACCGCCACCGGCCGCUUCACCAGGUUCGAGACCAACGCCAAGAAGCGCGGAAAGGACUAG